Molecule: messenger RNA, 3748 nt
Organism: Heterocephalus glaber (naked mole-rat)
Lineage: Eukaryota; Metazoa; Chordata; Mammalia; Rodentia; Bathyergidae
Gene: Adam9
Product: ADAM metallopeptidase domain 9
Biological process (GO): cell-cell adhesion mediated by integrin; transforming growth factor beta receptor signaling pathway; membrane protein ectodomain proteolysis
Cellular component (GO): plasma membrane
Molecular function (GO): metalloendopeptidase activity; integrin binding
Source: RefSeq, a predicted model, not a curated record
CCCGCGGGCGCGCGCAUCUUGGCCCGCGCGGGGCCCGGCUGAGUUCUGGGAAGAUGAUGGACGAGGCGGAGGCAGAGGUGACGGAGCGCUGAGUGGAACCUGCUGCGUCUGUGGAGAUGGGGUCGGGAGCGGGCUCGCCCUCUGGGACCCUCCGUGUCCACUGGCUGCUGUUGUUCGGCCUGGUGGGCCCGGUUCUCAGUGGGGAGCGGCCAGGCUUUCAACAGACCUCACACCUCUCCUAUGAAAUUAUAACUCCCUGGAGAUUAACUAGAGACCGAAGAGAAGCCCCAAGGCCCUUUUCAAAACAGGUAUCUUAUGUCAUUCAAGCUCAAGGAAAAGAACAUAUUAUUCACUUGGAAAGGAACACAGACCUUUUGCCUAAAGAUUUUGUAGUUUAUACCUAUAACAAAGAAGGGGCUCUGAUCUCUGACCAUCCCAAUAUACAGAAUCAUUGUCAUUAUCGGGGCUAUGUGGAAGGAGUUUAUAGUUCAGCUGUUGCUCUUAGUGACUGUUUUGGCCUCAGAGGAUUGCUGCAUUUAGAGAACGCCAGUUAUGGGAUCGAACCCCUGCACAACAGCUCCCGCUUUGAGCACAUCUUUUAUCGAAUGGAUGAUGUCCACAACAAAGAGCCUCUGAAAUGUGGAGUUUCUAACAUGGAUAUAGAGAAAGAAACCAGAAAGUGGGGAGAGGAAGAGCAUCGAAGCAUGACUCAGCUACUUCGAAGAAGAAGAGCUAUCCUGCCGCAGACCCGAUACGUGGAACUGUUCAUUGUUGUAGACAAAGAACAGUAUGAGAUGAUGGGAAGAAAUCAGACUGCUGUGAGAGAAGAAAUGAUUCAUUUAGCAAACUACUUGGAUAGUAUGUAUAUUAUGUUAAAUAUUCGAGUUGUGCUAGUUGGACUGGAGAUUUGGACAAACAGAAACCUGAUCAUUAUAGCUGGGGGUGCUGGUGAUGUGCUGGGGAACUUUGUGCAGUGGCGGGAAAAGUUUCUUAUAACACGUCGGAGACAUGACAGUGCACAGUUAGUUCUAAAGAAAGGCUUUGGUGGAACUGCAGGAAUGGCAUUUGUGGGAACAGUGUGUUCAAGGAGCCAUGCAGGCGGGAUCAAUGUGUUUGGGCAAAUCACUGUGGAGACCUUUGCGUCCAUUGUUGCUCAUGAGCUGGGUCAUAACCUUGGAAUGAAUCACGAUGAUGGGAGAGAUUGUGUAUGUGGAGCAAAGAGCUGCAUCAUGAAUUCAGGAGCAUCAGGUUCCAGAAACUUCAGCAGUUGUAGUGCAGAGGAUUUUGAAAAGUUAACUUUAAAUAAAGGAGGAAAUUGCCUCCUUAAUAUUCCAAAGCCCGAUGAAGCCUAUAGUGCGCCCUCCUGUGGUAAUAAAUUGGUGGACCCUGGAGAAGAAUGUGACUGUGGAACUCCAAAGGAAUGUGAAUUGGACCCUUGCUGUGAAGGAAGUACUUGCAAGCUUAAAUCAUUUGCUGAGUGUGCAUAUGGCGACUGUUGUAAAGACUGCCAAUUCCUUCCAGGAGGUUCUUUAUGCCGAGGAAAAACUAAUGAAUGUGAUGUUCCAGAGUAUUGCAAUGGUUCUUCUCAGUUCUGCCAGCCAGAUGUUUUUAUUCAGAAUGGAUAUCCUUGCCAGAAUAACAAGGCAUAUUGUUACAAUGGCAUGUGCCAGUACUAUGAUGCUCAAUGUCAAGUCAUCUUUGGUUCAAAAGCCAAGGCUGCCCCAAGAGAUUGCUUCAUUGAAGUGAAUUCUAAAGGUGACAGAUUUGGCAAUUGUGGUUUCUCUGGGAAUGAAUACAAGAAGUGUGCCACUGGGAAUGCUUUGUGUGGAAAGCUUCAGUGUGAGAAUGUGCAAGAAAUGCCUGUAUUUGGAAUUGUGCCUGCUAUUAUUCAGACACCUAGCCGAGGCACAAAAUGUUGGGGUGUGGAUUUCCAGCUAGGAUCAGAUGUUCCAGAUCCAGGAAUGGUAAAUGAAGGCACAAAAUGUGAUGUUGGAAAGAUUUGUAGGAAUUUCCAGUGUGUAAAUGCAUCUGUUUUGAAUUAUGACUGUGAUGUUCAGGAAAAGUGUCAUGGACAUGGGGUAUGUAAUAGCAAUAAGAAUUGUCACUGUGAAAAUGGCUGGGCUCCCCCAAAUUGUGAGACUAAAGGAUACGGAGGAAGUGUGGACAGUGGACCUACAUACAAUGAAAAGAGCACUACAUUGAGGGAUGGACUUCUGGUGUUCUUCUUCUUGGUUGUUCCACUUAUUGUGCUUGCUACUUUUCUCUUCAUCAAGAGAGAUGAACUACGGAAAAUGUACUUCAGAAAGAAGAGAUCACAAAUGUCUGAUGGCAAAAAUCAAGCUAGUGUUUCUAGACAGUCGGUGAAUGCUCCUCGACAGCCAAUGGGUGCCCCUGGACAGCCAGUGGGUGCUCCUAGACAGCUGGUAAGUGCUCCUCGACAGCCAGUGGGUGCUCCUCAACAGCCGGCUGUACAUGCAAACCAAUUUCCAGUACCAGUCUAUGCAGCCAAGCAGCCUCAGCAGUUUCCAUCAAGGCCACCUCCACCACAACCAAAAGUGUCAUCUCAGGGAAAUUUAAUUCCUGCUCGUCCUGCUCCUGCACCUCCUUUGUAUAGUUCCCUCACUUGAUUUUAUACUUUUUUUUUUUACAUAUGUCUUCAGAGAACUGAGCGAAUGUUUUGCUUGCUGGUGUUUUUUCGAGAAGUCUUUCUUCCUAUUGCAAUUAUGAAUGGAAACAAAUUCUACAAAACAAACAAACUGGGGAGUUGAGAAAUACAAGGACAUACAGUCAAAUGAGGAAUCCAUUUCCAGCACUGAAAUGUCUUAUUUGGUCAUCUAUGAGGUUAAUGUACUUAACGUGGAUUAUGUUACUUUGAACAUGUUAUAGCAGUGAUUCUUGAAUUAACUGCAUUAGUGUCAGAUUUGUCAUUAUGUGCAUAAAUGUAGUCCUGAAUUUUUGACCUUGGUUAUCAUUAAUGUAGUUUCUGACCAAACAUGUGACAAUCUAAUACCUUUGAAAACUAAUUACUUGUCAAUAAUAUGUCUUGUUAAUAAUAAUCUUUUCAUCUUGCACAGACUAAUAGCCAUUGUACACUAGAAUCUUGUUUCUCAUUCAUGACAUGAAUAAAUGGAUAUUCUGUCUUCAGAAGAAUACAGAAGAACCAUGAUUAAGAUGCUGUAAUAUUGUUUAAGUAUAAAAUAUGCUAAAGGAGUGUAUGUUUAUUCACACACUUACUAGCUUCCAUUUUUAUGAUCUUCCACUACAAAUGACUUAGAAAAAUUAAUUUUAGAAUUUCUAUUAUGCAUUAUGUUAAAGCAUGACAUCCUUUUAAAAUAGCAUUAUUUUUAAAGAGUACAAGCUUGAAGCUAAAGUACAAGCUAAAUACGAGGUAUUUAAUAGAUCUAAUCAGAUACACUGUUGACUCAUGGGUAUAAUAAUGGAGUAAUUACAGUCAAUCAUUUGAGCUAUUAUAAAACCACUUUAAAAAUUUAUGAGCACUUUAUGUCUAAAAUCUGAAUUUUUGAAGCUUGAUAUUAAAUCAUUUAGAAUGUUUACAUUUACGAAGGUGUGCUGGAUCAUGUCUCUUUUUGACUCAUAUUUUCCUAGAAAUUAGGCUGCAUAAAAGAAGAAAAGGUUUUCUUAGAUAAGUACAAAAGUUAAUGUGAUGUCUGAAUUACUGUCUCAACCAUGUAAAAAAUAAAUUUUUACUAUGGAAGAAAUGGUAUGGUCAAUAAAAUUUUAAACAAUU